ACUUUUACAUGCAAAACAGUUGGCGAAUAACUUACAAAUGAUAUCAACAGAGUGUAAUACCUUCGAUUCUGUGAAAAGAUUGCUUGCACAAGGUUAAUGAGGCACGUUACAUCCAGAUUAAGCAAGCCAGACAUGCACAAUCGUAGUUCGUCUACUCCGUUUAAACCAUGGCGUUGAUCAGGCGAAACUGCCUUGCUGCUUGUCGUUCGUGCUGUAAUCACACAUUAUUGCCAAGCUUUGAACUGACACAUGCCUACACCAUUCGACUGUCCGCCUCUGCCAGCACAUCACAUAAACAAGAAGACACACAGAAAACGAUCAAAGACGACGGAUUGGGACUGCAUGACUUUAUAUCAGGAGAGCUGUCGGUGAAAAGCAAAUGGGAAGAAUACAGGGGCAACCUAAAGCGCCAGAAGGGCGAACGGCUUAGGUUACCACCAUGGCUGAAGACCGAGAUUCCUAUUGGGAAAAAUUACAACAGACUCAAGAACACACUUCGAGAGUUGAACCUGCACACUGUGUGCGAGGAGGCGAGGUGUCCUAACAUUGGGCAGUGCUGGGGGGGCGGAGAAUACGCCACUGCCACAGCAACCAUCAUGUUAAUGGGAGACACAUGCACACGUGGCUGCAGGUUCUGUUCAGUAAAGACAGCAAGACGGCCUCCUCCUAUAGACCCAGAGGAGCCCUAUAACACAGCCAAGGCCAUCGCUGACUGGGGCCUCGACUACGUGGUGCUCACAUCAGUGGACAGAGAUGAUAUUGCUGAUGGUGGAGCAGAACACUUUGCAAAGACGGUGUCCUGUCUCAAGGAGAGGAACCCUAGAAUCCUGGUAGAAUGUCUCACCCCUGAUUUCCAUGGUGACCUGGCAGCUGUGGAGACAGUCACUCGGUCCGGCCUGGACGUUUAUGCUCACAACGUGGAGACUGUCAGAGAGCUGCAGAGGUAUGUGCGAGAUCCGCGUGCGAACUUUGAGCAGUCUCUCGGUGUGCUCUGCCAUGUUAAGAGAGUCAAACCAAGCGUGCUCACCAAAACCUCCAUCAUGCUCGGCCUGGGCGAAACAGAUGCUCAGAUACACUCUACAAUGAAAGAGUUAAGGAACUCGGGAGUGGACUGUCUGACCCUGGGUCAGUACAUGCAGCCAACUAGACGGCAUCUGAAGGUGGAGGAGUAUGUCACCCCUGAAAAGUUUGCUCACUGGAAGGAGGUGGGUCAGGAAAUGGGGUUCCUCUACACAGCAAGUGGUCCACUAGUGCGCUCCUCAUACAAAGCAGGCGAGUUCUUCCUGAAGUACCUGCUGCAGAAGAGGAAGACGGAUGCGAUGGUGGAAUGAAUCCAGCUAUUUAAUGUAUUAUGUUCCUUAAACCUGGAAAAUCUCUGUAGUGGAAGUGUUUUAAUUUAAUGUCAGGUACUGUAGUAGGGGCCCACAAUAAAAGUGGUCAACCCAAUGAUGUAUUCUUUGGUUUUUCCCCAAAGAGGGAAAACCAUCAUGCACACACUUAUUAGUGACUGAGGAAAAAGCAUGCUCUACUUAUUUUUUUUUAAAUGUUAUCAGGGAAGUUGGUGCAAAAAAAAGACCAAUGUCAAAUGAAUAAAGAUACAAAAUCUUUAACCCUUUUUCUUGUAUACUCUUCACACCAUAAGAAAAGGUUGUAUCAAGUAAUUACUUUAUAAAUGGAAAAGGAACUGUAUGAUGUGCAUGUUUAAUAUCUACUAAAAUGGCUUUGAUGUGUUAGUUUUCUUGGCAAAAUGCAAAUAAGAGCAGAAUGACAUGGUUUUCAUUGGUCCAUAUUUAUUCAAGAAAUAAUUGCUAUGGUUUCAUAUUAGUGUUACAAAUCUAUAUGAAAAUUGUAUAAAAAGUUGUCUUCAUUAAACUAGCACACUGACAUGGCCCGGUUACACAAUCUGCAACCAUCCAACACUCCAGUCACAUUUACUCAGAUUCACAUGACACAUUCUGUAUAAAAAGUACUGUUAAGCUA
Messenger RNA from Electrophorus electricus (electric eel), 1980 nucleotides. It is a transcript of the gene lias, whose product is annotated as lipoic acid synthetase. Gene Ontology annotation, biological process: lipoate biosynthetic process. Gene Ontology annotation, cellular component: mitochondrion. The record is from RefSeq and is a predicted model, not a curated record. Gene Ontology annotation, molecular function: 4 iron, 4 sulfur cluster binding; lipoate synthase activity. Lineage: Eukaryota; Metazoa; Chordata; Actinopteri; Gymnotiformes; Gymnotidae.